GUCAUUGUUGCCAUCAAAUUGUCAAAAAUAUUCAAAGGGAUGUGUUGUUAUUGAGAUAGUAAUUUUUGGUUAUGGUGCCACGUAAUUUGUCAUUAUUUUAUUAAAGUAAAUUAUGGGAAACUCAGAAAGUGUAGAUAUUCCUGGUGGUGGAUCGGAAGGAUAUCAUAUACUUCGAGUACAAGAAAACUCCCCUGGAAGUAAAGCAGGUUUACAACCGUUUUUUGAUUUUAUUGUAUCUAUUAAUGGAAUUCGUCUAGAUAGAGAUAAUGAUACUCUUAAGACCAUACUUAAAAAUGGAAUAGGUAAACAAAUUCCUAUGACUGUAUACAGUUAUAAGUCUCAAAGUGUAAGGACAUUAACAAUAGAACCAAGUGAUACUUGGGGUGGACAAGGACAUUUGGGUGUCAGUAUAAAGUUCUGUUCUUUUGAGGUUGCAAAAGAAACUGUUUGGCAUAUCCUUGAAGUUCAUCCAAACUCACCAGCGGCCAUAGCAAAACUACGACCUUUCACAGAUUAUAUAGUAGGUUCAGAUUCUGUGUUACAUGAAAGUGAAGAUCUAUAUAACUUAAUUGAAAGUCAUGAUGGAGUUCCUCUCAAGUUUUAUGUAUAUAAUUCUGAUGAUGAUACAUGUAGAGAAGUAACGAUAACUCCUAAUUCACAAUGGGGUGGAGAAGGUAUGUUGGGCUGUGGUAUAGGGUAUGGUUACCUCCAUCGAAUACCUGUAAGAAAUGUGGUGCAACCACCACCAACUACAACAAUAUUUAGUCAAGUUCCAACUAUAUCACCACCUAGUGACAAACAAAGUGAGAUACCCAGCAAUGCUACCACUGAAUCAAUCAAUACAUUAAUUCAAAAUACAGAAAAUUUGAAAAUACAACCUUGUCAGUUAGCUGAAGAAUCACAACUCCCCACUACGUCUAAUAGUACUGUUCAACAAAAUGCACCAGUAUAUACAUCUAAUGUACCAGCACCUUCGUCCAUUCCUAAUUUUAAUAUUAAUUUUCAAACUGUCGCUCCUACCAGCGAUGAUAUGAGUAACUCUAAUAUUCAAAACACAGCUACAUCUCAACCUCAGGUUUCUUUGUAUUCACCACAACCAGUUGCAACACCGGCUAUGUAUAAUCCUGCUGAUUAUCCUGUUAGUAAUAUUAACCCAACUGUAUAUCCAGUGUAUUCAUAUCCCCUGGAGCAGUCUAGCAAUGUCCAAACAAAUGUACAUCCUCCAAUGCAAACUAACUAUCCCCAAACUUACAUUCUGCCUCAAGCGCAAUCCAGUAACAAAUUGUAUGGUACACCUGCAUCAAAUUCAACUCUACCGCCACCGCCUUUAUCAGGUUUUCAAAACCAACCUAUAAUUUUUGACCCUCAUAUAGCUGCACAAUCGGCACAACAAUUAUUGAGUGGAGCAGCUGCGCCAUCUAGUAAAUCAGGCCCAGAGAUUAUGUAAUUUGAUAGUAUUUUUAAUAUUGACUUUUUACAAUCUUUAUAUUUUAUUGGUGUUUAUGGGAUUUGGAGUAUAAGAAAAUACAUUUUUUUGUUAUAUCAACUGACUUUAUGUGUAACAGUGGAAAGAUAAUUUUGGAGAUAAAUUUUAUCCAACAAGUUGAGGAAUUUAAUUGAGAAUAAUUCUGGGAAAAAAUUUAAUAUUGUCAUACUUUGAAAGUUUUAUCACCACUACACCAAUACUUUAAGGAACUAGUACCUGUUAGGGGUGAGGGGGGCAUAAUGAGGACGUUAAAGAAAAUAUACAGUAAAAUAAUCAACAUAAUGUAUUUAUUAAUGAGCACUAGUCACAAUACCUUGGUUACUUAUUAAACUAUCAUUUGGCAUAGAAUUUGGUGAUGUAAAUAAUCAUAUGACGUAAUAAUUUUAAUUUUUUGAAACUCUAAUGAAAACCCCAGCCCGCCCCAGGGUGGGGCAGUAUUUAUUUUGCGUCACAGUACAAGCAGAUGUGGAUUUCUUCUGUAUUCUCGUCGUCUCUACCAGCACAAGCUGUAUGAGCCCAACCAAACUUCCGAAGACUUUAAAUAAGUGUGGUUCACGUCAAGGUAGUACAGGCACAUGGUAUGCUCGAUGGCAUUUUCUACACUAGAGGAAGCUUUUUGGGUCUUCUGUUUCUUGGAGUUCUUCUUUAACUUGGGAUUAGAACACUUUUUCGUUCUUAUAAGUUGUUCUCGUUUUUCUAACUCAAUUUUGUAGGGGUUCGAAGUGAGAUCAACAGUUUUCCCCCGACGAUAGUUAUUUCUCGUUUGCUUUCUUUGUUUUUCGGGAUCGCGAUAAUUUCUUGAGAUGAAGCAUUUGCAAACGAAGUUCGAAUUGGAGAUUGGAUUAGGCUAUGUUCAUUAAGUUUUGAUGGUACAGGCUGAGGCUGAGAUGUUGUUAAAGCAGGCAAAUCUGCUUUAAAUGGAUGUUCUUCAAGAAUAGUUGGUGGUUGCUUCUGGAUUCGGACAUUUAAAGGACCUGUUUCAGACUCAUUAUUUGCUAGUGGUACGUCUGUGGUUGAUACAGCUAAAAAAUUGUAAAUUUAUUCUGAUAGAAAGGCCAUAUGUCACAUUUUUUGAAGGCAUUGAUGGAUGUAGACAUUGUUGCAGCUUGAAUAUAUGCAUUUGCAAAUAUUUCGCUUAUUUGAAAUGUUGUUAUUAUUCGUCCCGGGUGUGAUCUUAACCAAUUGGAGCAGGUUUGGUCAUAGUAUACAUUUAAAGGUUUCAUAAAGCCAACUUUCAAGGGUUGGAGCCUAUGGGUGCAAUGCGACGUACAGUAAAGCAUUAUAACGCCAUUUUCGCGUGCAUAGUCGUUAACUAUAGUUUUUUGUAAGUGUAGGCGGUCCUGUCGUGCCUCUCGUCCCCGUUAUGCUCCCCUUACUACUAUAAGGGUUAAAAAUGACGCAUAGUUAAAUAUUUUUUUUCUCGUUUUAUUUUUAUUAUUAUAAUUCUAUAUAGAUCUUUUUGUUUCUUAUCUUUUGAUAAUAAAGUGUUAGAAAACAAUUUUUUUUCUUCAACAUCAUUUCAUAGAGAGCGCCAAAGUUGAGACUUUGAGAAAAUUAUAGUCCCCACUGCGCUGAGAUAAUCUCGAAUUUGCUAAAUAUGAAACAAAAAUUUCAAAAAGCUUUUUAAAGUGGAAGGUAGCUUAUAUCGUAAUUUAUCACCUUUGAAUGAAAACUUGAGAAAAAAAAAACAAAAUGGUGGGUGUUAAAAUAAAUUGUAAAAUGAACGUUUUUUCACUUUUUUUCACAUGGCAAUUUUUUUCUUCAAAUUUUCUCGCAAUUUUCUGGUAAAUUACGGUAAAAUAAUACAAAUAAAACGCACAAAUAAUUAAAAACUCUGUCGAUGGGUUACAAAGAGUAACGCGUGCAACCUGGAACUAUUAUAACUUUCUUAUUAUUUUGAAUUUCGCUAUGGAAUUUGUGGAGAUGUUUUUUGAAAGUAAAAAGAUCCGAAAAAAGUAAAAAAAAAAUCAAUUUUUUGAAAAUCUUAACCGGGACUAGUCCCUUAAGCUGUAAAUGCAGGAAAUUACGAAAGUCCUAAAGGACCAUUGGACUGUGUAAUUGUGAGUGUUGAUUCAGUUUAAAUUAUCAACGAUUUUGGAAAGUCCAUUUUAGUAAACUUAGACAACACAAAAUUUGACUCCACUGUGUAAAAUUUCGAUAGUUUAGUUCGUAAUGACACAAAAAAAAUUAUAUAACUUAAGGUUUGUUCUUGGUAGCUGCACUGGAACUGUAUAGAAUUAGUUCGACCGGAUACAAAGAACGAUAUAGUGUAGAGAGCAAUGGAGCAUUUGUUGAUUGUUGUAUUUGAGGUUGUUUGAUGUGAUUCAGGCCUUGUAGUAUUAACAAUAAUGGAAAACGAUUUAGUAGAUUUUGAUAUUUUACAUACGUCCGAUGACGAAGGUGUAGUUUUCUAUUUAUGACUAUGAGAUUUUAUUUAAUGAUAAAUUAAAAAUUACUCACCAUCCAAACAUGUUUUACAAUAACAAGCAACAUGUGGAUUCCAUGGCUUGUCUUGAUUCUGAACAGGACAGACAAAAUAUGCUUCUUAGGCUUCACAGAUAUUUUAUGUCUCGAAUAAAUAAUAAAUUUACCACAUAUAAAACAAAAUGUAUCAGCCUCGUAUUUACACUUUCUAGAUGACAUUUUAACAUUUUCUAGACAUGUACAAAACAUAUGAUCGUUGUUUAUCACUCGAGUGCCAUCUGGAGGCACGGCGUGAAUGUAAAAACCCUAUUCUGAUCUCACAGUAUUUUAAGUGUAUUUUAACUAAUUGAAAAUUUAUAAAAAAAAAUGAAAAAUGAGUAUUAUUUCCAUAACUAUCACAAAAGCAAACUUUAUAUCAAAAAAAGGUAUUUUCUUCUUGCUUUCCUGUAUAAUUGACCCAAAAAUAUAAACUUUUUUGUUGAGUCGUGUAUUUUUACAAUUGAUUUCUUUAAUAUUUUUCAUACUUUGUGUGAUACAAUAAAAAAAUAUUUUUCAUUAUGUAAAUAUCUUAAUAAAUAAUCCAGCAAUGUAACAAUAUUUUCAUUAGCAGUAAUAUUGUCACAUAUUCAUGCAUAAUAUAUUUUUAAAAUGGGAUCAAUUGGUUGGAAUUUAGUGAUUUUUUAAAUAAAUGUUUAUUAAUCAUUCAUUAUAAUGUAUUGGAGAGUUUGUUGCAAAAUAAUAGAAAUAUGUAAAAUCGCUAAUUAAAAUCUACUAGUGUUGAUUUUAAAAAAAUUUCAAUAAAUUUUCCUGUUCCAUUUGAUUCCUACUCCACUUUUCGACUACCCACUUUUCUGUAAUCAAAAGUGAGAGGUGUCAAUCAAAAGAUGUGUACGUCGAACCUACAAAGUUUAGACUUACAAAUGAUUAUUUGUAAUGGUCAUUGAAGGUUAAAAAGUGUCAUAUUACACACCUCUUCUUCCCACCCUCAUUUAAUUUAAAAUAUUGUGAUCGAUAAAAUCUCAUCCAUUGUAGAUAUUUUUUAUAUUUAAAAAUAUAACACAUUGACAAAUAUUAUAAUACCUAUUUAACCCUCCGUCUGCAACGUGCUGUAGAAGUAAAAUUCUUGCAACGUCGGUCUGAGAGACCGAUAUCUAAAAAGUCCAAUAAUAUUGUCAGUUGUUAUUUUUUUUGCGGUAACAAGUUCGUUAUACAUCUUUUAUUAAGCCUCGCUAAGUUUUUGAUACAUUUUAUUAUACUUUUUUUUUUUAAUUUCAGUUUAACGUGCCUCGACAGCGCUGGUAUUGGCACACAAAAACAAUAAUAAGUUAAAUACAUUCGAAUUAAAUAAAAAUAAAACUACAGUUAAAUACAAAAAAUACAAUCUGUUACAAUAUAAAAUAAAUGUAAAUGUAAAUAAAUUAAAUUAUAUUUUCUUGUACAGCUUGGUGGCUUUAAGGAACUGCACGAUUUUCCUUAUUUCCGUCGGGCAGUUAAGUGUCUCCUGGAGGUUGGUUUUCAUGUCAAACUGUUGAUAUGCGGUGGAAUUGAUAAGUUCGGCAUUCAGAAAGUUUAGGGAAAUGUGAGAAGUAGUUGGGCGGAUUUGAUGUAGUGCUGUAGUGCUCUUGCUCCAUGUAUCGUGUCAAGAUUUUUUAGUGAGGUGUUUGAAAGUAAUCUUCAGAUCAUUGUCCAGCUGUACUGGGAUUUCAAGAUGAUUUUUUGUGGCGUUAUAUCAAGAGCAAUGAGAGUUUGGUAGGUGUUAUGAAUGUUUUGGACUAUUGGGUGGUCGGUGAAUAUGGUUGUGAUUGACUGUAUGGAUGAAAGAGAGUCAGUACAUAUGGCGAUAUGUUUAUGGGGAGAAGAAAUAUAUUUGAAGCCUUGAAGGAUACUGUAUAGUUCACCAGUGUAAACACUACACGUCGAGGGUAAGAGGAAAGAACUUAUGAGUUCGUGUUUUGUAGUGACUACGCAACCCACACCGGAUUCAGCUUUGGAGGCAUCCGUAUAGAGAAUUAGGUCGAAGGAAUUCUUAUGCAUAAUUUCCAAGAAUGCUUUCUCUACAAGAACGCUAGGGGUUGCUGCUCUGUUUUAUCGUCUGAGAAACUCUCAUCGCCAUCUAAGGGGACUGUUUCAUCAUCUUCUUCCAUCAACAUUUCAUCAUCAUUUCUGGAGCCGUGCAUGGGUUUCCUCGUAUGUCAUAUUCGCAAAUUUUAUCGAAAAAUACUACUAAUUAUAACCUAUUCAGAAUUAAUAAAUUUUUUAGACUAAAAAUCGUGCAUAAACUGUAACCGCGGUGUGAAAGACCGAAACGGUGAUUCGCCGACAAACUAACUGGGUAAAUAUGUGCUAAUGUUAAGAAAUCUAUGUGUAGACUGCAGCUUAAGGAAUACCUAGACGGGCAAGUUGAUACACUCAUGUGCCUUUGUUCACUUCAGAAUAAUUUUACGGAUCGGUGUGAGAGACCGCACGUUGCAGACGGAGGGUUAAUGGCAAACAAUAAAAACCAACAAUGAACUAAAAUACAACAAACUACUUAUUGAAAUAAUGGUUAAAUUUGAUUUAUUAUAAUUGGGACAGCAUAUAGGCAGUUUUGGAUUUAUUCUCCAUUGAGCUAUCCACAUAACCGUCUACCACAGUACUAGAUUUACAUCCUCUCGACUUUUUUAAUUGGAGUACAUUUGCACAGCUGUUGGCAAGUAACGUAGCGGCGGUUCUUCUUAGAAAGCCUUUCGAGUCCUCUAAAUUAAAAAAAGUAGCAAUUUUUUGGGAAAAAUUAGCCAUUGUAUUGUGUCCAAUUGUUUGAUUUUAUACUAUUUCUCGUCUAAGCCGAAUAAAAAUCUAUCGAUUUCUUUAUUUUUUCUCAAAUUCAUGUAGUCUCGAAUGAUCUUCACCCAUGCUGGAUCAGUAAUUAAAAAUGAUCUACUUGUAUGUGUUUUGGAAUCUAGAAUUUCAACCAUAAUAACUGUGCACUUGUAUAAGCUCAAACAUGAUUAAACAAAAUAACUUGAUUUAAAGAUCAUAAAUACAUUAUCUUUAUCGGUAGAAAUUCAUUUGGAGCUUUGUUUAAAAAAUUUCUUGGGCCUGAAACCCACUUUGUAUCGAUUUAGGAAGACCACCAGUUUCCCAUAUUUCGAAAUAUCAGUUUGUCUUCAAUUUGUGGCAUCGUUCGAAUCAUACUUUUGUCUGGUUUGUUCUCCAAAAUAUACUAAUAGUACAUUUUCGGAACUAGUAUUCUUCACCUGUUUUUCUUUUCACCACUUCCUAUAUAAUUCAAUAGCUUGGUAUAGGUACCUGCUUGAUUAUUCUAAGAAAAAUGCCUGGUAAUUUUUUCUUAAAUGUAAUAUUUUAGGUAUGUUCAGAACGAAACAAACUAUAUCUAAUCUCUCGACAGUAAUGAAGUUCUUCCCACCUCGGUGUGUAAUAUAAUAUUACUUGAAAAUACUAUUAAGUGUUUUAGUCAUAAAAUAAAGUAGAUUCUAAAAAAUAAAUGUCAAAAAUAUUAUUGAAACUAUUUUUAAAAUAAUUUUUAACAUCUUGUAAUAAUUUUGUUACAAAAUUUUACAAAACUCCAUUUUUUUGAUAUUGUCCUAGGGAAAUACUCUUCUGGGUGGCUUGUACUUUGAAGUAACCAAAACAAUUAUUUAAUCUUUCGAGUAAAUUUUUUAGGACUAAAAAAUUUAUUAAACGAAAUGACUAAAGUAAAUGCGGACCAAAAACAAAUCCUCUGGUAAAAUAGAGUGGGAAUCCAGUGGAACAAGUUUAUUAUAAUUUAUCGUUAAGUUGUAUUGAAAUUUACUCUAGUACCGAUUUUAUAUUUUUUUUCCUAUUUUCUGUGAAAUAGUUGCGAAUACUGUGAAAUAUAUAGAAGAUUUUUUAGUUUACAACUGAAAUAAUCUUUUUCCUCUGUAGCACAAUGUCUAAAGAUUAUUAAAAAUUUUAAUUUAGCAAAAACUGUUUCGUAUAUGCGAGUCUUUUCAUACCGAUCACUACCAUUAUUCGGUGGCGGAUCUAGAGUUUUAUUUUAGGGGGAUUAAACGGGUAAAAAUGUCAUGAAAGGACACUGAAUGUGUGUAAGUAUUAAAACCUUAAAGCGCUGCACCGAAUGAACGCGAACUUGACGCACUCUAGAGGUUCAUGAAUGGUUUAAAAUACGCCCCAAAUUUAAAGCUGCACUGAAUGAAAGAAAUGUGUAUGUAUACAAAGAAAUUUGAACGGUGAUCCACGAUUUUGAAUUAUUUAUUAUGUAUUAUAUACUUACUUUAUUGUAUGAAAUAUUUACACGUCGUCGGUGGGCGAGAUCCCUCAAUUUGAAUAGAAAUAUUUACAGUUACUUUACUACAACAUAUUUUAAAACGAGCGAAAUGGAUCCUGGUGAAUUUUUUAAACACAUAUGGAUAGAUCCGGGUUUAUAUGAUCAACUUUUGAACUUAUUGAGCAAAACAUUCAAUAAAAAAUCCUGAUGAAGAAGAUAAUCACCAGUUUUGUCAUGGAAUUUGCAAAUAAGUAAAUGAUUUCCUAUAUUCUGCCUAAUUUUGGUUUUGUAUCCAGCCGACUGUCAUGUGCACGUAACAUUCUAACUUCACUAUUGCUUCUCAGAGAAAAACCUAUAUCUGAGUCGGAACCCGAAUGGAAUUUCUGGAACUACUUUACUUUUUCUGUUAUGGUGGAUGUUUCGCUGUAAUAGGCUGCCGGGCCGGAAUACGUGCCACAUCAUGGGCUUUCGGUAAAUGAUCGCCCUAAUUCGCUGAGUUGCAUGUAACCGUCAGGGCAGCUGCCCAAUUUGGAUGUUUCGUAUCAACCGAGAAGUCAUUUUUCAGGAUAUCUGCAACUACAAACUGCACUAGAAAAGUGAGGUUAUGUUUUUGACGAUCAGCGCAUGAAAAGUUGGUUAACUUUGACGUCUAGAGUGCGUAUAAGCGCGAUCAUUGUGUGCGUAAUCACUGUUUCUUAACAACAACAUUUAUGAACAUCUAGAGCUCGUCACGCUCGCGUUUAUUCUGUGUACCGCUUAACGGAUAUCAUACAAUAUUAGAUGUAGUAGUGUUGGAAAAUAUCUUCAUCGAAAAAUAGCUCAAACAACACUACAGGAGACAUUAUAAUAUUGGUUGUAGUCUGAUUCGGAAAGGAUUUGGACAUAAGUUGAAUUUCCUCUUCUGAAGAUCUGUAUUCGGUACUGUUUUUAAAAAUUUCUGUUUAAUUCGCUACUGUAAUAUAUAUUUUUCCUUUAGUAUUGAUAUAGUUGGUCAUGUCUUCCUCAGUAGGAUCAAUUCUAUGUCCAUCUGCUAAGAGGGAAGUCUAUCGAUCAUUGUAAUCUUCAUCCUCCGAUUCUUCAUCAGUAAAAGAACUAGGUUCGGUGGAUUGGAUCAAUAUAUAUAUUGAGUUCACUAGUAGUUCAUCAGAAUAUGCAAUUUUAAGAGCUUCCUCUAAAAAAAAGCCGCGUCUAAAAAACAUGUGAAUAAUUUGUCAUCAAAAUAUCAAAAUAAACAUGUGCGGGUGUUAACACAAAUCGGUAUUAUAAAUAAUUUUUUUAUAGAAACAUGUAUUUGUGUUUACUUAAAUACCACAUCAAAAAAAGUAGGAAUAUUUGUUUCCGGUUAAAAGAGAAUUUGUCUUUACUCGAACCAUAUGUCCAUUCUUAUUGCCACGACCACGAGGAGUUGCAUUAACUUGCUGACAAACAGCUGUUCGACCACUUUCUGCAACUUGCCAUUAAUUGAUAAGACGUUAUACACAUCCAAGUAAAUAUAUUUGCUGUCAUCUAUCCAUUACUUGCCUAAGUUUUUUUGAAAUUCACGUUGUAAAAUUAUAUGUUUACUGUGGCCAUUUGGCAACACUAGGCCUUGAUUGGUUGAAAAGAAAAUGCAAGAAGCAAACUAUUUAUGUAUAUUUAGUUAUUUAUAGAAAUAAACCGAUUGAACAUUUGAAAAUAAUCUGCCGAUAAGAUGUUUUAAAAUGUAUGUUUUCUUGUAAAAUAAUCUCCUAGUUUCAUCAAAUGUUUUAGCCUCUAUUGUAAAUUACAUAUUAUUAUUAUGAAGUAUAUUUAUUGUGUCUAAAAAAUGAAAUUAUAUAUGCUGAAACACAAAUAAAAGAACAGAGCAAAUGUU
Diorhabda carinulata is the source of this 10011-nucleotide messenger RNA. RefSeq names its product Golgi reassembly-stacking protein 2 (gene Grasp65). NCBI's taxonomy places the organism in Eukaryota, Metazoa, Arthropoda, Insecta, Coleoptera, Chrysomelidae. Gene Ontology annotation, biological process: Golgi organization. The coding region runs from base 113 to 1447 and encodes 444 amino acids. The transcript is spliced from 3 exons. Gene Ontology annotation, cellular component: Golgi apparatus. Gene Ontology annotation, molecular function: protein binding. The record is from RefSeq and is a predicted model, not a curated record.